Molecule: messenger RNA, 5412 nt
Organism: Monomorium pharaonis (pharaoh ant)
Lineage: Eukaryota; Metazoa; Arthropoda; Insecta; Hymenoptera; Formicidae
Gene: Schip1
Exons: 12
Coding region: 1012-3693 (893 amino acids)
Biological process (GO): positive regulation of hippo signaling
Cellular component (GO): cell junction; plasma membrane
Source: RefSeq, a predicted model, not a curated record
UAAUUUUUACAAAUAAAAAGUGUUUAAAGUUGGUAAAUCAACUUUCAAAAUGUGUAUUCGUGCGUGCGUGCGUGCAUGUGUGUGUUUUAAAAACUAUUACAUUACAUUUUAUGAUAUUACAAAGGACUACUGCAACCUUAUAUCUUAUUAAAAACUUAGACGUAUUUAAAAUACUAAAACUUUGUAUCGUUUGUACAUUUUUCCUCGUUACUAAAUAAUAUAAACAUUUUUAAUUAAUUAUUAAUUUUUAUCAAAAUGCUUAGGCAAAUAUUUCAACGGCUAGCAUGAUAAACACGAUCGUUUAGUGCAAAAAUUGUUCAACAUAUAACUUGUCUAAAAUUCUGGAUUUGUGUCAAAACUUUGUCGAAUUUGUUGAUAUGCAUUAUUUAUUAAUUCAUACACAGUAAAAGACGAAAUUAGAAAGAAGGCAAAGUGUUAUAUAUAACCGGGUACCGUCAAUUCCUGUCGUCAUUUUGAGAUCAAAUUGAUAAUUAGCAAGUUUCUCAUAGUGAAAUCGCGAAGCGGAGAAGAGGACAAAACGAGUCGGCAUCUCCCGCAGUGAAGAGAGAUUUGCGCCUGCGUUCGUUUUCCGUCGUCGCGAAGGGUGAUACUGAUGCGCGACAAAUAAGAGAGAGAGAGAGAAACGAAGACGAGUUGGUUAAAACGAGAGAAAGAGGGUUAGAGCAGCAGGGAGAGGGACAUUGAACGCGCCGAUGACCGACACUGUACACGGCGUACAUACACCGUGGCCUCGCAGUAGUCGCAGUCUCCUUUCUGCUUCUUUCGCUCGCGCCGCACAUCAAGACUCGCUGCACUUCCUUUUGCGUUUUUACGGGUUAAAUCCUAGCGUAGUGUUUGAAUUCUCGUUCGCUUAACGAGCACAUUCCCGAGUAUUCUAAACUCAGUGUAAGAUUUCUUAUUAGACGACGCUCCGAGAACAGCGAAGAGACUCCUGCAUCUUACAAGAGGAGAAUCGGUGACCUGUCGAUUCAAAGACAAGGUUCGAUCGAUAUGCGACUUAGGGAGUCCGUCUCGGUGCCGCUACAUCCCGCUGGACUGAACAACAAUCAGCUCCGCAGGCAUAGCUCCCCGAGCCGGAGCAUCGGAGCCGGCGGCGAGAUCGGUGAUUGCAACGAGAACGCAGCCCAACCGGAACCGACCGCCAAUACCGAACCGGACUAUCCGAACGAAUCGGCGGAUUUUCGACUUGCCGAGGAUACCACCACGUGGUCCUCCCUGGCGAUUGCGCGCGAUAACGUGCAGCAAAGCAACCAGUCGACCUACCAAUCCAUCAAUGUCAAUAAUAAUCUCACCGAAUCGAGGAUACGCAGGAACAGUUCCAUCGAUAGUUUAGUCGAUUAUGAAGGCACGAUCGAAGAGCAAUCCGCCAACGUAAACAACAAUCUAACCGAACUGAGGAUACAAAGUAGCAGCUCUAUCGAAAGUUUCGCCGAUUACGAAGGACGUAAUUCUCCGCACGAGAACUCGUCGCACGAGCUGACACCGUCCGAGUGGUCCGAUUGGUCCGAGGAGGGAAACCUGCCGGCGGGCUGCCGUGGUAUCGUAAACCCCAACUACCCUGGCUUCCAGCAUCUAGCGCCUUCACUUCUAUCGGAUACCGACCUGACUGAGGACGAGCACGACAGCUGUUCUGACUAUCCACCGUCGCGCCAUCGUCCCGACGAGAUAGCCCCGUUGCCAGAAAACGACGAGUACAAUAAUAACAUCGACGAUAGCAUCAAUCAUCUCUGCGGCCAACGCAACGAUCGCAAAAUCUUCUAUGAAAAGCCGAAGUUUAAUAUACAGACUGUGACUUCCCUGUACGAGGCGGUGGUGCCGCCUUCGGAAAAGUGCAUCAACUACGUAAAGAGUGUGGAGGUCUCUAGGUCCGAGAAGGCGCUUUCGCCGGAGCUGGAGCCGGAGUCGGAGUCGGAGGAGGUUGUCGUAAACGGUAUUGUCGAGGCGGAGACCCAUCUGACGUUCCUGGACGAGCGGGAGAAAAGCUUGGCCAAUCAGGUGGACGAGCGCGCUCUUGAAUUGUCGCAGCAGGUCAUUUUCAAGGGCAAACAUCAGGGGGAGAUACCCAUUGAGGUCGAGCUGGUGGAGUUAACCACCAGCGUGAAUGAAAGCCUGCAGUUUCCGGAGAUCGAGGAGAUCUUGGAUUCUGGAAAGACUAGUGAGAUCAGCGAGACGGAGGAUGUCGCGGUGGAGCACAUCGACCUAAUACGCGAGGCAAAAGAGUUGCCUCACCCAGAUCGGUCCAAAAUAGGCAACCGUCAGACAACGACGACGUCGACGUCGACGUCGACAGGCGGUUCGGCGGACGACGACGAGUCGGAGAGCAAUAGCGAUUAUUCCGAGGGCUUCGCCGAGGAGCGACCAACCUAUACUAAACUGGAGGAAAUCGAUCUACUGUCAAGCAUCGGCCGUGACAUCGGUGUCGAUCUCGAAAAAUAUGCCCAACCGGUACCGGACGUAGUCGCGAUGGAAUCGAUCGAGUAUAUACGUCAAUCGCGGUCAACCUCGAUCAUCAAGGAACACGUGGACACUAACAAGCUGUUGGAUCGUCAACUUCCGGACGCGUUCAGCGCUGAUGCCCGAAAGAAGGAGAAAAUGGUAAAAAAUCAAGCCAAGCGCCGUCAGCAACAACAACAACAACAGCAGCAGCAGCAGCAGCAGCAACAUUCGCGAAACUCGAAUUCUCAGAGGCGUCCCGAUAAGCGCAGAAUUAACAUCGAUAAUGGAUCUGGUGGUUUCGACGUUUACAACAUUGAGACAGCGAUGCCAAAAAUCGAUCUGGACGCGAUCGAAUCACAUCUCAGAGCUGCACGUGAAGAGGAACGUCGACGACGAAAUGAUCGCGAAGAAAUCAGAAGGAGACUUGCGAUGGGACCUGAUGCCGAAGAUUUACGCACUGAACGUGGACGAAAACCUAGUCUCCAGUCACGUCUUCAAAGUGGAAUGAAUCUCCAGAUCUGCUUCAUGAACGAGACAUCAUCGGACACCGAGUCUCCGGGUUCAGAGAAUGACACAUCUCCAGGAUCUACGCCUACGUCUGUUAGCUCGAAGCAACUCAGUGGAAAGCAGCAAGUACCAAUAAGGCCACAGAUGUUGAAUCUUCCAUCUCUAAGACUCGAUGCAGGCGCGAAUUCCAUCCCGCCGAUCGACGAAGCCGAUUUUUUCGCGCGGCAAGCUAGACUGCAAACCGAAGCACGAAUGGCCCUGGCACAAGCUAAGGAAAUGGCACACAUGCAGAUGGAAGUAGAAAGGCAGAAAUUGAAGCAAAGUCCCAUCACUGAAAUGGUGCGAUGCAGUUUGGAAAAAGUCGGUGUACAACUGGGAGAGGAUAGACGCAGAUUGUCCCGUGUACUUCUUACGGAAUUGAAUGUCGCACAGCUGCAGGUGGUGGCGAAUGACUUGCAUGCAAGAAUCGCUGCAUUAAAUGAAGCGCUCGUUGAAGGGCUUUUGAGAAGAGAUGAUUUACAUAUGGAACAAGAUUCGAUGCUCGUUGAUGUAGAAGAUCUCACUCGAUACUUAGGUGCCAAGCAGGAAUCAUUGAAGAAGAAACAGCAAAAUAUGCAGCAGGCGGCAAAUCGGAAUCAUCAGCAAUCUUCUCCGGUCCCUAUGAAGCUGUCGAUGAAACCAAAAUUGACACAUUUGAAUCGUGGCCUGGUUGCCCUUGUAAGAAAAUAAUCCUUCGCUACGAGACUACGCAGUCUCGUUGAAAAUUAAAUGCCCGAAUGAAGAGGGACACUAUCGGGGGAAUUUGAAGACGUACAAAAGCGAUAAAAGAAGAAGUGAAGAAACUUUCUUUGAGAAAAGGAGCAAAAAUUUGUUUCGGCAAGGAUGAUGAAAAAGAGGGAAGAUGAAGAAACUUUCUUCGAUAGACGAAAAUGAAAUUUUUAUUAGGGAAAAAAAGCUGAAGAAAGCUUCUUCGAAAAAGAGAAUAAAUACUUUCUUUUUCAAGAAAGAUAAUGAGGAAACUUUUUCUUGGAAGGAAAAAUGGUUAAAUGUAAAAGAAUAAUUGCACGACCACUCCCUCUUACCCCCCUCCCCCCCGUGCGUUAGAGGUGGUGUGUGCGCUCGGAACUCAAAAUGUAACGAUUAGCUUUUUGAUAACUGGAGAGCAGCAAAUAUUUUUUUCUUUAAAUUUCCAAGAGAAUUUCCAAUUUUUACAGCUUCGUCGAAUUAAUUACGAGUAAGUAGAAAGUUACGUAUGUGCAUACUGCACAAGUGAGCAGAGCAACGAUCCUUCGUUUAUACUCGGCCGUUCGAAAUUCUCUAUUUCUUUUUCUCUAUCCGGUUCUCAUCUGUACUCGCUCGGCUCCUAAACUGAGAUUAUGUCCUAUGACAUGCAUGCAUCUACGAAUGUAUCGUUUAUUAUUCGCCUUUAAAUAGCGCAUCAUUAGUGAGAAUAAGUCCCUUCUCUGUUGAUAUAAGGCGAUUUUUGGCGAUCGUUUGGUACAUGUACCAAACUGUACCAGAACUAAUAAGAUAAAAGUUUACUUAUAUCUCAUUGGUUCUGGUACAGCUUUGGUUUGGUACGCUUUGGUACAUAUACCAAACGAGUCGCCAAAAAUCGUCUAUAAUAAAGAUUUAUAUCAAAUUAUUGCCGAACUUCGAGAUUUCACGUGGUGUUUAAAGACCGCUUCGUCCCGAUCGUUCACGCGUGCGUUGAUAAGAUGUUAAGAUUUCGUAAAAUCGUGUUAAUUUAAUUGCGCCUAGAGUAUAUUUGACCACAAGUUUCUGUAUCUUAUGAAUCAACGCGUAGAUUUAUAAAUUUAAUGAGCCCACAAAUAUUUGGGCGUGUAUAUCCUUGCUUCGGUAGAUCUCUAGAUCCGCCAAUAAAAAUCGCCAGCUGAUUAAACAAAUCUUUCACGUAUAAAUUCGUCGUUCCACUCGGCUUGGCUGCAAGAUACCGGUGAGACGAUAAACUAAUUUUCAUCUGUCGUAAACGAUGAAGAAAGUUACUAUACUUUCUUGUAUAGCACAAUGCGCGCACAAGACAAAAUGGAAGGAAGAUAAACGUUAACGGAGGCGAAGAGAAUGCAAUGACCAUAAAGAACGAAAACCGCGUUACAUAUCCAAAUAGAUAAUAUGCAAAAAACAAUUAGUUCAUAUGUAGAACAACUGUGAAAAUGUAAUCUGAUUAUCCGAUAGACAUUUGAUUAAGCAUAUCUCAGCAUCAUCAAGUUUAUUUGUGUAUGUUACCAAGCAACUUGGAAUUCGAAAUCGAAACAAUUCAUUGGAUUAUUCGAUUCUCGUAUUAUUUUUGCAUGCUGGUCUCACACACGAUCUCAUUUAUAUGCAGGAUUUCAAAUGUAACCAAAAUAAAUUUAAACUAAUCUAAGCUGCAGUUAGCUUCGUUAGAUCCUCUUUCUCAAUUUACUCUAAAUUAAAACAGAGAUUACU